AAUUAGGGAAUAAAGCCCUCUCGGAGACAAAAGCCAUGGGGAGAAAAAAACUAGAAAUCAAGCGAAUUGAGAACAAAAGUAGCCGACAAGUCACCUUCUCCAAACGUCGCAACGGUCUCAUCGAGAAAGCUCGUCAGCUUUCUGUUCUCUGUGACGCAUCCGUCGCUCUUCUCGUCGUCUCUGCUUCCGGCAAGCUCUACAGCUUCUCCUCCGGCGAUAACCUGGUCAAGAUCCUUGAUCGAUAUGGGAAACAACAUGCUGAUGAUCUUAAAGCCUUGGAUAUUCAGUCAAAAGCUCUGAACUAUGGUUCACACCAUGAGCUACUUGAACUUGUGGAAAGCAAGCUUGUGGGAUCAAAUGUCAAUAAUGUGAGUGCCGAUACUCUUGUUAAACUAGAGGAACACUUUGAGACUGCCCUCUCCGUAACCAGAGCCAAGAAGACAGAACUAAUGUUGAAGCUUGUGGAGAACCUUAAAGAAAAGGAGAAAUUGCUGAAAGAAGAGAACCAGGUUUUGGCUAGCCAGAUGGAGAAGAAUCAUCAUGUGGGAGCAGAAGCUGAGAUGGAGAUUUCAUCUGCUGGACAAAUAUCCGACAAUCUUCCGGUGACUCUCCCGCUGCUUAAUUAGCCACCUUUAAUCGGCGGUUGAAAUAAAAAUCCAAAACAUAU
Arabidopsis arenosa is the source of this 667-nucleotide messenger RNA. Lineage: Eukaryota; Viridiplantae; Streptophyta; Magnoliopsida; Brassicales; Brassicaceae. The record is from the annotation of a GenBank genome assembly.